Messenger RNA from Rhipicephalus sanguineus (brown dog tick), 549 nucleotides. Its product is annotated as glutathione hydrolase 1 proenzyme-like. Gene Ontology annotation, molecular function: glutathione gamma-glutamate hydrolase. The coding region runs from base 1 to 549 and encodes 182 amino acids. Gene Ontology annotation, biological process: glutathione catabolic process. The transcript has 3 exons. Gene Ontology annotation, cellular component: plasma membrane. Lineage: Eukaryota; Metazoa; Arthropoda; Arachnida; Ixodida; Ixodidae. The record is from RefSeq and is a predicted model, not a curated record.
AUGAGCCAUGGGUCUCUAGUGACCCUGGAGGAUCUGGUGUACUACCGACCCACGUGGAAGGCGCCCGUACAAAGCGUGCCAUUGGCCGGCGCUCAACUGCACGCCCCGCCUCCUCCGGGAGGUGGCGCCCUGCUAGCAUUCGUGCUGGCCACGAUGGAUAUGUUCCGACCCAGCAGGAAGGACUUGCUGAGCGACGGGCCGCUCACCUACCAUCGGCUCAUUGAGGCGACGAAGUUUGCGCACCCAUUCCGGGAAGACCUCGGCGACGACGCUGUCGAGAAAGUCGAUGACACGGUGGCCAAUCUGGUGUCCCGAGGUCAAGCGCUCAAAACCAGCGCUCGCAUCAGCGACACGUCCACCUUCUCGGACGUCAUAUUCUACGUGUUCGACAUGCAGCUAGUGCGCGAUGCCAUUCGCGGCGUCUCCGAGAAGGAGGCGCUGGAGCACUACGCCGACAUUCCGAGAGAACCCGAGCACGAUGGCAGCCGAGGCAACUGCGGUGGCAGAGUCCACUACGACCGAGCCACUAGAAGGGCAAGGUCACGGUAA